Sander lucioperca (pikeperch) is the source of this 2526-nucleotide messenger RNA. It is a transcript of the gene hebp2, whose product is annotated as heme binding protein 2. The transcript is spliced from 5 exons. The coding region runs from base 58 to 699 and encodes 213 amino acids. Gene Ontology annotation, cellular component: cytoplasm. NCBI's taxonomy places the organism in Eukaryota, Metazoa, Chordata, Actinopteri, Perciformes, Percidae. The record is from RefSeq and is a predicted model, not a curated record.
CAAUCAGAUUUCAGCUUUAUGUAACAGGAAGCGGUCAUAUAAAAUACAUGAAAACAAAUGAGUUCCACACACAGUAGUUACAAAACGCUUGACUUUGCAGUUUUGACCAACUUCACACCAGCCAUGCUGAAAGCUGUGGGACAAGCUCUGUUCUCAACUGGACUGCAGAAUCCUAAAUACACAGCAGAGGAGAAAAAGGGACAAGACUAUGAGAUUCGCACCUACCAUGCCACUAAUUGGGUUAGCACCUCUCUGAGUGGAAUGCAGUGGGAUGCAGCCAUGAACACUGGCUUCCGCAGACUCUUUAACUACAUUCAAGGCAACAAUCACAACAAGGUGAAAGUGGAGAUGACGGCUCCUGUGACGUGCCGCGUGGAUCCUGGAGCCGGCCCUGCGUGUGAAUCUCAGUUCACUGUAUCCUUCUUCAUCCCAGAGGAGCAUCAGGACAAUCCACCGGAGCCGAGCGACCCGGAGGUGUUUGUGGAGCACAGGAAAGAGUUUACAGCUUAUGUCAGGACAUUCGGUGGUUUUUCCAAUGACAAUAUGAAGCGAGAAGAGCUUCUGAAACUUAUGGAGAGCCUGCAGAGGGACGGCAUCCAGUACGUCGACAAGCCGUUCUACGCAGCCGGGUAUGACAGUCCCUUCAAGCUCACCAACCGUAGGAACGAGGUCUGGGUCCUCAAGAAGGAGCAGGAGUAGGAGGUUUAAAGGUCGUGCAACACUCUGCCCACUACAACUGUCAAAUAGUCCCGUUUUGGACAAAAAAAAAAUUAUAUGAUCAUUUGAUAACACUCAGCACAACUCUUAACAAUGUCCAAAGGGAGAAGAAAAAAAUUGCUAUUAUAGAAGUAUAAUGAAAUUAAAUGAAAGUUUAAAUGUUAUAUAUACAUUAUUCCAUGUCUGAUUGUGUGUUUUACUUUAUUUCCUUUGACUAAAAGUUACUGAAUUAUAGACUCACUUAAAGUCUUGACAAAGAGACCAAACAAAUGAUUACAAGAGCUGAUCAUAAGGUCAUCAUAAACAAAAAAAUCUGGAUACAGUGGGGCAAUACUUCCAGCAGGUGGAGCCAAGUAGUCAGGAAACAUUUCCCUCUUUUGGUGCAUCUUGUCAUGACAAAAACCACAAGUGCCUUUUUUUAAUGAAUGACUUGUUUAGAAUACACUAAUUUACUAACUGUUAUUCAUUCAGUUAUUCUUAAAGGUCAAAAAAUACUUACAAUAUCAACAAUGUGGCAACUCUUAAUGUAUUUUCCCAUAAACACUAAUAUAAAAGGAUUGAAAGGAUGAAAAAAUAAAGGAAAGUUUCAAAUGUUUUUACAUCAGUCUUAAAGCAAUAAUUGUUCACUGAUUGUGGAAACGAACAAAGAGAUUGUUUGAUGAUGGGGGGGAACAAAAUCCACAGCCCUCUAUUGGUGUACACAUGCUCUCUAAAUUGAGCCAAAACUAAUAUGAGGCUUUAACAGUCAGAGUUACUGUAGUUAGGUAUCUUCCAAAUUACACACUUUGUAAAACACAAAAAGGGGCUUUUAAAUUUAAAGAAAUGUAAUUUGGAAGAUACACACUUAAUUACACUUAACUCUGACUUUUAAAGCCUCAAAUUGGUAAAAAACAAAAACAAACUUUCAAUCUAUAUUUCGAUUUACUACCGAGUCAUGCGUCUGUUUGUUUUUUUCAUUUUUCGGAAUGAAAAAAAAAUGACAAAAAGGGAUUUGCAAAAAACAAAAUUGGCCUGUUACUUACAACUUGGUUUUCUCGUUUUCUUUUUAUUUAGACAACAAAAAUUGAAAAAAAACUGCUCCGUUUUUGGUUUCAAACGAAAAAACAAACUAUCAAAACAUACACGGACCAUUUUGUCCAUCCUCACCUAAGAAAGAGAUUGCUUAGCGGCCAGUUUGGAGGAGGAAUGAUUUACAGGGACUAAUAACACUUUCAAUGUACAAAUGGGCAUGCUAGUGUUGUGUGAAGAUAAACUUGAAAAAAAAUGUGAACCUAUCCUUUAACUUUAAAUUGCAAACUCUGACAGCAGGUUUUUCCUCUUGACAGUGUUUAUCUGAUCUCAGACUGAUCUCACUUAACUGUCACUGCUAUCACACUCAUUAUGGUGAGUCAUUGUAAAUCUGGACCAUACCUGCAUCACUUAAGUCUCAGCAAAAAAAGACUUUGCCUGAUAAAUUAAUGUGUAGUUACCUGCCUGUGUGGUUUAAGCUGAAAUCUAUCAACAAAUUUGGUGCUUGAUGAGUGCACGAUGUAAAAAAAGAAUGACACAAGCUAACAAACAUUUUGCUUUUUUAAUCGGAGUUGACUUUGUUUUAUACAUUAAAUCACAUUAAUUAUCAUGUUCAUAGUUCAUGAUGUACAAUAAUUUGUGUGUUUUUAAUCCUGAAGAAGGGAUGCUACAUGGUGAUGGAAUGGUGACAUAAGCACUGCACUAAUGUAUGGAUCAUGGGAGAUAUUACUUCCUUAUAAAUGAUGUUUAAGAAUGUAAAAUGUAUUAUCUCAUCAAUAAUAAAUAUAACUCAGCAUCAAA